This is a messenger RNA of Phragmites australis (common reed), 2631 nucleotides long. RefSeq names its product peroxisomal fatty acid beta-oxidation multifunctional protein-like. Bases 37 to 2220 code for a protein of 727 amino acids. The transcript is spliced from 18 exons. The record is from RefSeq and is a predicted model, not a curated record. Gene Ontology annotation, biological process: fatty acid beta-oxidation. Lineage: Eukaryota; Viridiplantae; Streptophyta; Magnoliopsida; Poales; Poaceae. Gene Ontology annotation, molecular function: (3S)-3-hydroxyacyl-CoA dehydrogenase (NAD+) activity; NAD+ binding. Gene Ontology annotation, cellular component: peroxisome.
CUCGUCUGUCGCCGUGAUCCAGCGAGCCGGCCGGCCAUGGCGGCGGGGUCGAUGAUCCGGGUGACCAUGGAGGUGGGAGCCGACGGCGUCGCGCUCAUCACCAUCUGCAACCCGCCGGUCAAUGCGCUGCAUCCCACCAUCUUCGACGCGCUCAGGGAGAAGUACGCCGAGGCCAUGCGCCGCGACGACGUCAAGGCCAUCGUUCUCACUGGUGCUGAAGGAAAAUUCUGCGGAGGUUUCGACAUAAAUACGUUCUCCCAGAUUCAUAGGACUGGAGACAUGUCACUUCUGCCAAACUCUGUUGAGAAUGUAUCAAAUAUGAUGGAAGAGGGCAAAAAACCUUCUGUUGCAGCCAUUCAAGGCCUUGCGUUGGGUGGUGGACUGGAGUUGACUAUGGCUUGUCAUGCUCGUAUAUCUACCCCUGAAGCUCAGCUUGGAUUACCGGAGCUAACUCUUGGCAUAAUUCCUGGAUCUGGGGGAACCCAGCGUCUUCCGAGGCUUGUGGGUUUGCCCAAAGCAAUAGAAAUGAUGCUGCAAUCAAAGUUCAUUGCAGCAAAGGAAGGGAAGGAACGUGGUCUCAUUGAUGCCCUUUGCUCCCCUGAUGAAUUGAUAAAGAUAUCACGCCUUUGGGCUCUGGAGAUUGCUAAUUGUCGUAAACCUUGGAUAAGAUCUCUUGGCAGAACAGAUAGACUUGGUUCACUGUCUGAAGCUCGUGCUGUAUUAAGUACAGCAAGACAGCAAGCAAAGAAGGUUGCGCCAAACAUGCCACAGCACCAGGCCUGCCUUGAUGUAAUUGAAGAAGGUGUAUUAUUUGGAGGCCAUGCUGGUGUUCUGAAGGAAGGUAAGGUUUUUAAGGAGUUGGUGCCAUCACCAACAUCAAGGGCACUUGUCCAUGUCUUCUAUGCCCAACGUUCCACCAUAAAGGUGCCAUGUGUUACUGAUGUUCAACUGAAACCUAGGCAAAUUAGAAAAGUUGCCGUUAUUGGUGGUGGCCUGAUGGGCUCUGGAAUCGCAACAGCAUUUCUUGUUGGCAACAUUUCUGUUGUGCUCAAGGAAGUAAACCCUCAGUUUCUGCAAAGGGGACAAAAGAUGAUAGCAGCUAAUCUUGAGGGCCUGGUCAAAAGAGGCUCACUUACAAAGGACAAGAUGAACAAGGCCUUGUCACUUCUCAAAGGUGCUCUUGACUAUUCGGAUUUCAAGGAUGUCAAUAUGGUUAUUGAGGCUGUUGUAGAGAAGAUUCCUUUGAAGCAAUCAAUAUUCGCUGAUAUUGAGAAGAUCUGCCCGCCACAUUGCAUACUUGCUACAAACACAUCUACCAUUGAUUUGAAUAUUGUCGGCGAGAAGACACAUUCUCAAGAUAGAAUUAUAGGCGCACAUUUUUUCAGCCCCGCUCAUAUUAUGCCCUUGCUUGAAAUUGUCCGGACAGAGAAGACAUCACCACAAGCUAUCCUUGAUCUCAUCACAGUUGGGAAGAUAAUAAAGAAGGUCCCUGUUGUGGUUGGCAACUGUACAGGAUUCGCAGUUAACCGUACAUUUUUUCCUUACACACAAGCCUCCCAUCUUCUAGUUAGUCUUGGCAUCGAUGUUUUCAGAAUUGAUCGAGUAAUAAGCAGCUUUGGCAUGCCAAUGGGACCUUUUCAACUCCAAGAUGUGGCUGGGUAUGGAGUGGCCUUGGCAGUAAAGGACAUCUAUGCUGCUGCCUUUGGAGAACGAAAUUUAAACUCUGAUUUAGUGGAUUUGAUGGUACAGAAUGGGCGGCAGGGAAAGAUCAAUGGCAAAGGUUAUUACAUGUAUGAGAAGGGUGGGAAGCCAAAGCCUGACCCUAGUGUUCAACAUGUGAUUGAGGAGUACCGAAAACGUGCAAAGACAAUGCCUGGUGAAAAGCCUGUUACUUUAACAGAUCAAGAUAUAGUGGAGAUGAUUUUCUUCUCAGUUGUGAAUGAGGCUUGCAGGGUUAUGGAUGAAAAUGUUGUGAUUCGGGCUUCUGAUCUUGAUAUUGCAUCUGUUCUCGGGAUGGGCUUUCCCAAGUACAGGGGUGGUCUUGUCUUCUGGGCUGACACUGUUGGAGUACCUUACAUACAUUCAAAGCUAAGCAAGUGGGCUGAAAUUUACGGUGCCUUCUUCAAACCGUCAUCGUAUUUGGAACAAAGAGCUAAAAGCGGUUUACCACUGAGCGCACCAAGCACAUGUCAGCAAAGUUCGACAAGGUCACGCAUGUGAGGUGCUGUUUUAGCAGUUGGCAGAGCAAUCGCUGCUCGAUGAGCAUCGAGCGUUCAGUUGAUACACAUUUAUGAACUCAAAAGGAGGCCCAGAAAAUGUCAUAUUUUCCACCAUUUCCUAACCGGGAUAGGCUUCUACAGAAUUUAAAUAAUGGCUAUGCUUUCUUUUGCAAUGGUAUAGUUUUCAUGCCUGAAAACUGUUACUAUGGCAAAGACUCCAGUCUAUCUGCUCAAUCUGUAUGUGGCACAAUCAUCUGUAACAAGUAGAAUAACGGAUAUGCGGCCUCCCAGUUUCCGGUGUGUUCUUUAAGAUACUGCAAUCAAUACAUAAUCUUCUUAGCAAGUUGUAUCCAGUUCAGGCGAAUCUUACUAACAUUCUGGCCAAGCUCAAUGCAUCAUUUUUUUUUGGCUC